This is a messenger RNA of Arachis stenosperma, 1372 nucleotides long. Its product is annotated as pentatricopeptide repeat-containing protein At4g38150-like. The coding region runs from base 95 to 1033 and encodes 312 amino acids. The record is from RefSeq and is a predicted model, not a curated record. Lineage: Eukaryota; Viridiplantae; Streptophyta; Magnoliopsida; Fabales; Fabaceae. Gene Ontology annotation, molecular function: protein binding. The transcript has a single exon.
AGCUUGUAUUUCCUUCUCAUCAUUCCUUCAAUCGCAUAUAGCACAAUAGCAGCACUCUAUCAAAUAACAAAGAAAUCCGCAGAGACACAGCAUCAUGGCAUCGAUGGCCUUCCCUGGCACCGCCACCACCAGAGCCGCACUCUCAUCUCUAUCGCGCGCCUUCUUCUUCUCCUCCUCCCGCACCCGCACUCCCACCUCCCUCCUCCAACCACCACCCAUUUUCGUCUUCUCCUCACACUCACACUCACACCCAUAUCCCAAAUCUUACAGCUUCCACUUCACAACGCGCCCAUUCACCUCCAUGAAACCCAACACUACAAUCGACACCAAACUCAACUUCUCACUCUCCGACUCUGACUCCGACUCCGAUGAAGACAGCGUUGUUGCUGCCACCAAAGACAACAAGAACAGCAAUAAGGGAAAGCUACCACCCCCCUACGACCCAUUCAGCAAGAAGCCCCCGAUACAAGAGCCCGAGGACCCCAAGGACCUGCAAGGAAUCUUCCACAACAUGAGAAGCGGCGAUGGCCUCAUGAACCAUGCAGUUAAGAUGUUCGACGCAUUGUCCAAAGAGGGUCUCACGCACGUGGCGCUAGAGCUCUUCGCUGAGAUCAAGGACAAAGGUCACGUGCCGGACGUGGUGGCCCACACGGCCAUUGUUGAGGCCUACGCCAACGCGGGCCGGCCCAAGGAGGCUCUAAAGGCCCACAUGAGAAUGCUGGCAUCUGGGGUUACACCCAAUGCAUAUACUUACGCUGUGCUUAUAAAGGGGCUUGCUGGUGGGAAGGUUUUGAAGGAUGCCAAGAGAUUUGUGUUGGAGAUGAUGGAUAAGGGGAUGAAGCCCAGUGCCGAGACUUACACGGCGGUGUUUGAGGGGCUGGUUAGGGAAGAGAAGGUUGACGAGGCUAUGGAGUUGUUGGGGCAGAUGAAGGAGAAGGGGUUUGAACCUGAUGAGAAGGCUGUGAGGGAGGUUAUGAGCAAUAAAAGAGGACCAGUUUUCAGAACUGUUAUGAAAGUUCUUUUUGGAAAAUGAGAAGUGUGUGAGUGUGAUUUUGGACUCGCAAUCUUUUCAGUAGGGAAUUGAGAUGUUGAAGACUUGAAGUCAAUUGUGGAUGUUGUCUCUUUGCUUCGUCAUCAGGUUUCUCAGUUCAUGAGUGAGAAUGACUUUUCUUUUUUUUACUUUUCCCCCUUGCUGUGCAAAACUUUAAGGUCAGUACUCAAUACUAGUAUAAUACUACUUUAAAGUUGCCAAAAUGUCAUUUUUGCUUGUAAAAUAUUACUUUGUUUCACACCCAUUAAGUCACCUCUUUUACCUGCAAAUGACAUAAAUUGGCAUACUACUUUCUUGCUGCAUCCGUGUCCAAAUAAAAAA